UGUCCGCAUGGCCCCCCGCGGGAUGCGGCCCGCGACUCCCUUCUUCCUCUUCCUCCUCCUCCUCUUAGCCGCCACCGGCCGUGCCGGCGUGGUGGAGGUGCAGCGCAGCGUGACGGCGGUGCUGGGCCAGGACGUGGUGCUGCCGUGCCGGUACCGGGCGCAGGAGCGGGAGCAGGUGGAGCAGGUGACGUGGCUGAAGCGGGGCCCCGGCGGGCGCAGUGCCGAGGUGGCCGUGCUCAACCGGCGCCACGGGGAGCACGUGCAGGAGCCCUACGCCGGGCGGGUGCUGCGGCAGGCGCCGGGAGCGCUGGAGAACGGGGCCAUCGUCCUGCGCAACGCCGUGCAGGGGGACGAGGGCGACUACGAGUGUCACCUCAUCACCUUCCCCAUGGGCAGCUUCGAGGGGCACCUCACCCUCAAGGUGCUGGUGCCACCGCUGCCCAUCCUGAACCCGGGGCCGCCGCUGGAGGAGGGCCAAGGCCGGACACUGGCGGCCUCAUGCACAGCAGAGGGCAACCCCGUGCCCACAGUGCGCUGGGAGACCGAGGUGCGCGGCACCAACGCCACGCGCCGCUCGGCACACGCCCGCUCUGCCUCCGUCACCAGCGAGUUCUUCCUGGUGCCUGGGCGCAGCAUGAACGGCAAGAGCCUCACCUGCGUGGUGGCACAUCCCGGCCUGAGCCACGAGAAGAGGAUCACACACCUCCUCAGCGUCGCCUACCUGUCAGAUGCAUCGGUGCUGGGGCACACGGAGGAGUGGCAGGAGGGCAUGGAGGGGGCCACGCUGACCUGCCUGGGUGAUGGCAACCCAUCUCCCACCUACAACUGGACACGGCUGAACGCCCCGCUGCCCGCGGGCGUGCGGGUGAAGGGGGACACGCUCGUCUUCCAGCGGCCCCUCGCUGCCGCCGACGCCGGCGAAUACGUGUGCCGGGUCUCCAACCGCGUGGCCGCCAAAGAGGCGCGGGCCAACGUCAGCGUCCGGAGCCGCGCGGCAGACGAUGAGGUGCGCAGGGUGGACCUGGUCUCAGCCUCAGUGGUGGUGGUGGGUGUCAUCGCCGUCGUCCUGCUCUGCGUCCUCGUCAUCGUCGUCGUCGUCAUGACCCUCUACCACAAGCGCAAGACCAAGCGCAUCUCUGAGAAGUAUGAGGAGGAGCUGACACUCACCCGGGAGAACUCCAUCCGCCGCCUGCACUCGAGCCACAGCACCGACACACGCACACAGCUGGAGGAGACGCUGCAGCUGCGCACAGAGAGCCGUCAGGGCAGCCUGCGUGGGGACAGCCUGCGUGGGGACAGCAUCCGGGGCACCAGCAUCUGCUCUGCCAUGAGCGAGGAGCCCGAAGGUCGCAGCUACUCGACGCUCUCGACGGUGCGGGAGAUCGAGACGCAGACAGAGGUGCCGGUUGUGCCGCUGCUGCCGGCGGGGAAGGAGCCGAAGGAGGAGGAGGAGGAUGGCGGCGGCGGCGGGGACGACCCCAUCAAACAGGCCAUGACGCACUUUGUGCAGGAGAACGGGAUGCUGCAGGCCAAGCCCACCACCAACGGCAUCUACAUCAACGGCCGCGGGCACCUGGUGUGAGCCGCGCGGGCCGGGGGGACGCCGAGGGACCCCCGUGUGUGUACCCCCCCCCCCGGCCUCUGCCCGCCCACUGCCACGGCCCCGGUGCCCCGCUGUCCCCUCGCUGCUGGCCGUGGGGUCAGGGACACGCUGUGCCAGCGCCGGGCACGGGGUGUGGACGCCGCGGCGCUGGAGACGAGGCGCCGGCAGCGCCAGGACCUGCGGGGCUGGGGACACCCCAAGGACAGGACAGGGCCAGGAGCCCUUGCUGGGGACUGACCCCCAUCCCCAAACCCUCCCGUCGGACUCUGGGUCGGCCCCUUCCCGCGCGGCGCCGGGGACCCUCGGCCAUGUCCCCCCGCCCCGGGACGCGCUUUGCCGGUGGCACUUGGGGCGCUUCUGUCCCCUCCCCUCUCCC
This is a messenger RNA of Colius striatus (speckled mousebird), 1979 nucleotides long. It is a transcript of the gene NECTIN4, whose product is annotated as nectin cell adhesion molecule 4. Gene Ontology annotation, biological process: homophilic cell-cell adhesion; heterophilic cell-cell adhesion. Lineage: Eukaryota; Metazoa; Chordata; Aves; Coliiformes; Coliidae. The transcript is spliced from 9 exons. Gene Ontology annotation, cellular component: adherens junction. The record is from RefSeq and is a predicted model, not a curated record. Bases 8 to 1582 code for a protein of 524 amino acids.